AUGCGUCGCUUGUUCGGGCGAGACAACGCGCGAGUCAACUUCCGGCCCACUCCCUUUCUCCAGACUGGACCAUCCAAUGGCGGCGCACCACCACAGCCAGCAUCCGCCCAAACAUGGGCACCAGUCCAGACCGUGGCCAACUACAGCGACAUUCACGAGCUUGUUCAUCGAAUUCGGUUUCUCGCCUCCAUGGGUUCCGAAGACCGGCCACUUGUGCUUGAUAUGUGUGAUCGAGCUUCAACCGACACUGCUGCUCGUGAAGCAGUGAAGGCUUUGAUGCACGAAUUCAAAUGUGGGACUGCAGACGCUCAACUCUCUGCCGCACGUCUUUGGGCUAUCCUGUUGCGCAACUCUUCCACUGCAUUCAUCUCUCAAUCAGCCGCCCCCGACUUUCUUGACUCCGUUGCGGAAUUACUGGUGUCGCCCCGAACCAGCCCAGUUGUGCGCCAUCGAGUUUUACGAGUGUUGGGAGAUGCUGUCUGGAACAACCCGACGAAGGAACCUUUCCGGCGGCUUUGGUUAUCCGUAAAGCCUGUGGAGGAGCCCGAGCAGGGAUCUCCUUAUAAUGCCCAUGAUGCUAUCCUUCGCCCUCCUGCGACUGCGGUGGUAACUUCCACAAAAUCUAGCAAUCGUGGCGCUCUUCCUAUGGCCGAUGGACGUUUUCCUCCCUCACGAACGCCUCUGCAGAUACUCGAAUGGGACGCCCCACCACCUUCAUAUGAAUUCGCCACGGAAACUAACAAUGCUUCUUUGCGUGGUUCUUGGGUCUACUCGCCAUCUCGACGAGUGAGUAAUAGGAGCAGCAGCAGCAGCAGCAACUCAGCGCCUGUCCGUCGGCGUCAAUCCGACCAACUAUCAUACGCCAGCACGGACGAUUUCAUUCUGGACAUCUCACCUGCUCACAGUCCUACCUUGGAAGAGGUACAAGCACAGGAUAUUUGGCCGUCUGUUGUUAACGCUGGUCGCUCUGCGCUUGCAUCUCCGAGGGUCGAUGUUCAUUCUUCAAAAGGAAGCUCGGGAACCUGGUCUACGAGGGCCAAUGCAGGUGCUUUUAACUCCAAUUCGGCUUCGAGCUUGCGAUCUCGCCAGUCGUGGCACAGCGAGACGGCGCACAUGUAUCAUGAACCCAUGAUUAUGGACGUUCAAGCACUCUCGCCAGUAGAACAAUGGCGAGCGGGUGUUGCAGAAGAGAACCCCGCUCCGAAGACUCCGUCGAAACCACGUCGGGUUCCGCGACUGAAGCCCUCGCCAGUACCUUCGAAAACGGCGGGAAAAGCAAAACAAAUUGCUGCGACAAGGAGGAAGCCUUUUGGCGAAACGGACAAUUAUUCAAUGGCGAGCAAGCCUGAGGUCGGCAUACUUUCCACCACACCCACUUCAAACCUUCAUAGAGGAGAUCGAGAGAACUCAAAGCUCAAUAGCGCCAUCUAUGCGAAUACCUUGGUAUAUCUGAAGGAUGUGGCAUGGAACAACGACGAAUCUGCGUCACUUAUCAAGCUGAGCUCAUUCAGCAAAGCCAUAUCGCAGCUCAAUCCCAUGAACUCGUUGGUUUUUGCGCUGCAGUACAGGCAACUCUUACUCCAGAUUUCAAUGGACCUAAACGUGUCAGAGGAUAGACAAUUGAUGGCUGCCUUGAAGAGCGAUCAUGAUGACAUCACCAACCGACUCUUGGAUGUGCUGUAUUCAAGUACUGACGAGCAAGCGGUGCUGUCGUUAGAAGACGAAUCCGCUCAAUCAUUCCUCGACGUCGUCCAAUUUACCCUCGAUCACGCUCUCCUCCAUAAACGCGAUGCUAAUAGUCGCGCGCGACGCCUGAUUAGCAAGCUUGCACGCAUUGCUGACAAGCUUCCAACCGCACUCAUUAUCUCCGGUGUCGAACAGCGGGAUGAGCAUGCGACCUUUUGUGGUGGAUUCGGCGACGUAUUCCGUGCUAUUUACCAAGGAAAACCAGUCGCACUCAAACACAUGCGGAGGUUCCAGGGCAGUGACCAGCGGGAUAUUCGCAAGAAAUUUUGUCGCGAAGCACUCGUUUGGCAACGACUCCGCCAUCCAUUUGUCGUUCCGCUCAUAGGAAUUGAUACUGAAAGUUUCCCGACGUCGCUCUGCCUUGUUUCUCCGUGGAUGCGUCAUGGCACUGUGAUCAACUACCUGAAGACUUUCCAUGGCGCCAGCCGACGCGUGGUCAUCGAUCGUUUGAUUCGCGAAAUUGCACAAGGGCUAGCCUUUUUGCAUGACCAAAAUGUUGUUCAUGGCGACCUGCGUGGCUCAAACAUCUUGAUCGAUGACGACGGUCAUGCUUGUCUCACGGACUUUGGCCUAACAGUACUCUCAGAUGCCACCACUCAGACGCAACAUGGAGCGGGCAGUGUUCGAUGGAUGGCGCCGGAGAUUUUGAACCCAACCGCCUGUGGUCUCGAAAAAUUCGCCAAGACGACUGCAAGCGACAUCUAUGCAUUUGCUUGCGUGUGUUUGGAGCUAUACACGGGUUUCCCUCCUUUCCACGCAGAGAUAUUGCAUGAUGCCCCCGUUAUCUUACAGGUCAUGGCUGGGGUUCGGCCGAGCAAGCCCGAUGACGCUGCCAUCCCCGACUACGUUUGGGAAAUCAUGCAGCAGUCAUGGUCGCACAACCAUGCGGAUAGGCCCACCAUAUUAGGAAUCGUGCUCGAACUCGCUAUGCACGAACGCGUCGUUGAGAGAGAUUUCUCGGACACGAUUAGUAUGGACGAAUGUGAAGAACCAUCGUCCAUCUACACCAGCGAUAGCGCAAGCAUGUCAAGUUCAUGCGACCAAGCGGGAGGUGACUAUGAUGGAUGGGCAUCGUCUGUCAUUGCUCCUCUAAACAAGUUCAUUGACCGAAACAUCAAUCCACGGGAGCACUUUGUCCACCUUCGCGAAAUCGCUGAGGGUUUUGCUGGCUCUGUCGUAUAUGAGGCUCACGCUGGACUUGACGAUGGAGAUGUCAUAACCCGUUUCUCUGCCAUCAAGACUGUCCCAAUUCUUCCUGGGGGAACGAACACGAAGCUCGGUGAAUUGGUACACGAGCUACAGGUUAUGGAGCACGUGCCCCCAGCCGAGUCAGUACUACGUGUCGAUUCGGUUUACAUCGACACGGUCGAAGAUGUUAUCUGGAUUCAUAUGGAGCUCAUGGAUCGGUCACUGGCAAGUCUUAUAAAUCUUAUUGGUGCUGGCUUGCGUUUGUCGGAUCGGGUCAUCGCUGGCUGUGCUAAGGAUAUUCUGGGCGCUCUUAACCACCUGCAAAGCCACAAUGUUGCGAUGGGGAACUUGGCCUCCAAGAAUGUUCUCAUCAACAGUGAUGGAUUUGUGAAAAUCACCAACUUUUCGAGCGCCGUGAAGCUUUCUCCCAACCUCACAGACCACAAGCGCGGACUCUACAUUGAAAAGGACAGACGAGCACUUGGCUCUCUCGUCUUGGAGCUGGCCGCUGCAUCCCGCGCCCCCUCCCAGAUGUUGCAUGACUUUGUUCAACUGUGUUUUCAUUCGGAGAAGGACUACAAACAGCUUAUGGAGAGCGCCUUCAUUCGCGACGCGUGUCCACGCUUUUCUUUGACUCAACUGCUUGGACAUUGCACUAUGUUUGACUUGCAACGCGAUGCAGUGUAG
This is a messenger RNA of Mycena indigotica, 3621 nucleotides long. RefSeq names its product Kinase-like protein. NCBI's taxonomy places the organism in Eukaryota, Fungi, Basidiomycota, Agaricomycetes, Agaricales, Mycenaceae. Bases 1 to 3621 code for a protein of 1206 amino acids. Gene Ontology annotation, biological process: protein phosphorylation. The transcript is spliced from 18 exons. The record is from RefSeq and is a predicted model, not a curated record. Gene Ontology annotation, molecular function: phosphatidylinositol binding; ubiquitin binding; protein kinase activity.